Pan troglodytes (chimpanzee) is the source of this 5273-nucleotide messenger RNA. RefSeq names its product autophagy related 5 (gene ATG5). Gene Ontology annotation, cellular component: phagophore assembly site membrane; autophagosome; phagophore. Gene Ontology annotation, molecular function: Atg8-family ligase activity. The transcript has 8 exons. The record is from RefSeq and is a predicted model, not a curated record. NCBI's taxonomy places the organism in Eukaryota, Metazoa, Chordata, Mammalia, Primates, Hominidae. Gene Ontology annotation, biological process: protein lipidation involved in autophagosome assembly; piecemeal microautophagy of the nucleus; autophagy of mitochondrion. The coding region runs from base 364 to 1137 and encodes 257 amino acids.
GUGGGGUCUCGUGACGUCAUCUCCGGGCGCCGAGGGUGACUGGACUUGUGGUGGGCUGCCAGGGCUCCGCAGCGUUGCCGGUUGUAUUCGCUGGAUACCAGAGGGCGGAAGUGCAGCAGGGUUCAGCUCCGACCUCCGCGCCGGUGCUUUUUGCGGCUGCGCGGGCUUCCUGGAGUCCUGCUACCGCGUCCCCGCAGGACAGUGUGUCAGGCGGGCAGCUUGCCCCGCCGCCCCACCGGAGCGCGGAAUCUGGGCGUCCCCACCAGUGCGGGGAGCCGGAAGGAGGAGUCAUAGCUUGGAGUAGGUUUGGCUUUGGUUGAAAUAAGAAUUUAGCCUGUAUGUACUGCUUUAACUCCUGGAAGAAUGACAGAUGACAAAGAUGUGCUUCGAGAUGUGUGGUUUGGACGAAUUCCAACUUGUUUCACGCUAUAUCAGGAUGAGAUAACUGAAAGGGAAGCAGAACCAUACUAUUUGCUUUUGCCAAGAGUAAGUUAUUUGACGUUGGUAACUGACAAAGUGAAAAAGCACUUUCAGAAGGUUAUGAGACAAGAAGACAUUAGUGAGAUAUGGUUUGAAUAUGAAGGCACACCACUGAAAUGGCAUUAUCCAAUUGGUUUGCUAUUUGAUCUUCUUGCAUCAAGUUCAGCUCUUCCUUGGAACAUCACAGUACAUUUUAAGAGUUUUCCAGAAAAAGACCUUCUGCACUGUCCAUCUAAGGAUGCAAUUGAAGCUCAUUUUAUGUCAUGUAUGAAAGAAGCUGAUGCUUUAAAACAUAAAAGUCAAGUAAUCAAUGAAAUGCAGAAAAAAGAUCACAAGCAACUCUGGAUGGGAUUGCAAAAUGACAGAUUUGACCAGUUUUGGGCCAUCAAUCGGAAACUCAUGGAAUAUCCUGCAGAAGAAAAUGGAUUUCGUUAUAUCCCCUUUAGAAUAUAUCAGACAACGACUGAAAGACCUUUCAUUCAGAAGCUGUUUCGUCCUGUGGCUGCAGAUGGACAGUUGCACACACUAGGAGAUCUCCUCAAAGAAGUUUGUCCUUCUGCUAUUGAUCCUGAAGACAGGGUCUCGCUCUGUCACCCAGGUUGGAGCGCAGUGGUGCAAUCUUGGCUAACUGCAACCUCCACCUCCGGGUUCAAGUGAUUCUCGUGACUCAGCCUCCCUAGUAGCUGGGAUUACAGGUGCCUGCCACCAUGCCCGGCUAAUAUUUGUGUUUUUAGUAGAGACAGGGUUUCACUGUGUUGGCCAGACUGGUCUCAAACUCCUGACCACAGGGGAUUCACCCGCCUCAGCCUCCCAAAGUGCUGGCAUUACAAGUGUGAGCUACCAUGCCCAGCCUUGUCUUCAUUUUCUUUUGAAGGAUAAAAGCAUUUAAUUUUGGUGAAUUCCUGUCUAUCAAGUUUUUUUAAUGGAUUAUGUUCAGUUAAAUAACUAAAACUUUUUUUCUUAUAGGCAAUACAUUUACAUAUUUUAAAAAUCAAAGCAUAUAUAAAGGAAUUUAGUAAAAAGUCUCUUUCCUAACUACCUGUUCACCAAACUCUAACCUGGUUCCCCUUUCUAGAGACAACCAGUGUUGCCAUUUUCCUGUAUAUCUUUAGAGAUAGUUAAGUAAACUUUUUAUUUUUGAACUCAGGCUACAGAAAUUUUGCCUAAGUAACUCAUAACUUCUGAGAAAUUCCCAGAAAUUCAAGAAUAAGCUUACUUUUUUAGUUCAUUUUCUCUGUGUUAUAAGGGUGUUUGUUUUUGAUCUAUUUAAUAUCUAUUUUUGUUUUUGAGGAUUUUGGAAUAUAGAUGAAUUAUUUUCAUUUGAAGUGUAAUGAAGAGGUUAAUCGUUUUUAUUGCUGAUAGAGAUAAACCCCAUAAACCUCUUACCUGUCCAUGGCAGCACUGGCUUUCAGUUACUCAUUUCUCUGUAUUUUUUUUUUUCCCUUUUUGAGUACUUUGUAGUAGUACUUUAAAGAACAUUAAAAACUAGAUGCUGUCUUAGUCUGUUUGUGUUGCUAUAAAGAAACACCUGAGGUUGGGUAAUUUAUAAAGAAAAAAGGUUUAUUUAACUCACAGCUCUACUGCCUGGAGAUUGGGCAUCUCAUGAGACCCUCAGGCUGCUUCUACUCAUGGUGGAAGCUGAAGGGAAGUUGGUGUGUGUGGUGGUCACAUGGUGAGAGAGGAAGCCAGAGAGAGCAGGGUGGUGCCAGGCUUUUUAUAAUAACCAGCUCUUGUGGGAACUAAAACAGUGAGAACUCACUCCUCCACACCCAGGGAGGGCAUGAAUCUAUUCAUGAGGGAUCCACCCCCGCCCCCCCCUACCCCAACCCAAAUACCUCCCAUUAGGCCCCAUUUCCAACUUUGGUGAUAAAAUUUCAACACGAGGUUUGGCGGGGACAAGCAACCACACUAUAACAAAUGAUUUUAUCAAUUAGGAGUAAAUGAAAUUUAAGCCAGAGUUUAAUAUUUGAAUAACUACCUUUUUUGAAAACAAAAGGCAGGGUCUCACUGUGUUGCCCAGGCUGGUCUUACAUUUCUCACUCAAGUGAUACUCCCACUUUAGCUUCACAAAGUACUGAGAUUAUAGGCAUGAGCUACUGCACCCAGCCUCAAAUGACUACCUUAUUGCACUUUUCCUAGAUUUUUUUUGACAAUCUACUUUUAAAAAUAUGUCGUUUUAAACUUACUUUUUUAUAACAUCCUUGACUAUAGAAUCAGAACACUGCAAUGAAACCCAAAACUUUGGAAGGAAUGUGUUCUGUAAUGAUCUGUCCCCUAACAGCAGCACAAUUGUCACAGACACAAAAUGAUCCAUAUUUGCUAGUCCCAAGUUUAUAUAAGGGGGGGGGGGGGUCUCCCUUGAUACAUUUGUGUUUUAUCUGUAAAAACUAAAGUUAACAGUUGCUUUUUAAUCCAGGAAAGAGGGCUUACUUGAAAUUUUAUAUUGUUUAUUUUGUUAAUGGAUUCAUUUGUUCAAUUCAUUUUUAUUUCAUGGUUGCCAAUUUCUAGUUUGUGGGUGUGGUUAAGGAGUGCCUAGAGUGGGAAGAAAUUAGUUGGGUGUUAAUACUGUAUUUUACUUCUUUAAAGAAUUGUAUAACUGUAGAACUUUCAAGCUACUUUUUUUUUUUUGAGACCGAUUCUCACUCUGUUGCUCAGGCUGGAGUGCAGUGAUGCCAUCUCAGCUCACUACAACCCCUGCCUCCCAGGUUCAAGCAAUCUUGUGCUUCGGUCACGCAAGUAGCUGGGAUUACAGGCAUGUGCCACCAUGCCUGGCUAAUUUUUGUAUAUUUCGUAGAGAUGGGGUUUCACCAUGUUGGCCAGGCUGGUCUUGAACUCCUGGCCUCAAGUGAUUCACCCACCUUGGCCUCCCAAAGUUCACUCUCUUAAUUUUUGCAUGAUUGUGCCAAAGGUCUCUUAACCACUUAAUUGCAGAAAUAGGUUUAGAACACAGGUCUCCAUCUCCUGGUGGUCUUUUGGUUUUUCCACUUUACUAUGCUGCCAUUUGUUUUUGUUUUCUUUCUUUUUAACUUUUUGGUUUAGUUUAAAAUAACAUUCUGAAAUACUUGCUUUUUCCUUACUCUUUAUUUUACUUUCACAAAUCUUAGUCUUCAAUUUGUGUUUAGUAUCUAAUCUGCCUACAUGCUCUUCUCUCUUAAUAAUAUUUCUGAUAUGAUCUUAGGAACCUGAGUGUCUACUGUUUUUAUUUUGUUUGUUUUGUUAUUUUAGUGUUCCUAUAUAUAAUCCUGACCACUCUUGUUGAAUUUUUUAAAUGGUGAUUAUGAACAUCAGACACGUAAAUGAAAAGCAUUCAAGUGCUUUGAACUGACACUCUCAGAAUACACCUUUAUUCUGCUCUUAUACCCAGGUUACAAGACAAGAUUAACGUGACCCUACACAAGAAAGGCACACAAAUUUGUGAAGCUGUUCUUUUAAAAGAGAUUCUUUGUUCUCUUAAAUUUCUAGGCUGCUCUACGUGUACAUCCUUUUCUAGGGGAUACACAGUGUGACUUCCCUUGUGGUUUUUUUUUUGUUUUUUUUUUUUUUUUUAGAGGGGAGCAGUGAGGCAGCACAGCCACACAACCUAAUCCACAAACCUUCCUUUUAGGUGAUUUCAGGUGCUGUAGGUGAGUACAUCUGUGUGACAGACUUCUCCCCAUGCAAACUGUCAAAUGCUUCUCUUGACUGCAGAACACACACUUCAUUGAAAUGACAUAGAUAAUGCCUAUUCUUUUCAGGUAUUUUUGAUGGUAUCUUUCAUACCAGGAGGAAGCCACAUCUCUAACACAUCUCAGUAUCUUUUCUUUAGAAAAAAGCUUUUAUCUUUGCUUCUUCUUUUUAUUACAUAUUAAAAAAAAUUGUCAUUUAAAAAGCUAUGUAGAGUAUCCAAAACCUCGAGUCACUGUUUCAGUAAAAAACUGUUUACUGCCUGGUUCAGUUCACCUGUAGUAUUGUCAGAUGUGUCAAACAUGAAGCAUUUUGACACACCUGCACUCAACUUAAGUUGAAAGCGAAAGACUUUAAGAUUGGGUGUGUAUGGAUAAGAACUUGCUGUCAUCACAUGAUGAAAAGAGAAAGUACUUCAUAAAAGUUAUGUGGCACCAUUGUCUUCUACUCCCUACAAGUGAUUCAGUGAUGAAAGAAUUUUGUCUGAUUUCAUCAUAUGAAAGUCGAAUGUACUAGUAUUUAUGAAUACGUGCUUUAGGUCAUUGUUCUUGUGGAGUAACUAAUGAUGAGCUGCUGCUUGUGGAGUAACUAAUGGUGAGCUCUUUUGUGUGUUCCUUUCUUUUUUUGUAAAUGGCUAAGGGAAUUAGUCAAGUUGGAGGUAACAGGAAAUGACCAAAGGUGAGCUCAGGUAAAUUGUUUUUGUCGUUUCAGCUGUAGUUAAAAUGACUCAGAGAUCUAAGCUGCUGUGCCAGACCUCAAGUGAAAUAUUUUUUUCUUUGUACAUUAAAAAUAACAUAUCAAGAACAUUUAUUUUUACCUUGGAGAAUACAAAACACCUAUAAGCUUUACCCAAUUAUACUUCAUUUCCCAGUCUUCUAAUGUAAUGUAUAACAACGUGGUAACCUAGGCAGGUGGAUCACCUGAGGUCAGGAGUUAGAGACCAGCCUGACCAACAUGGUGAAACCCCGUCUCUACUAAAAGUACAAAAUUAGCUGGGCGUGGUGGUGCAUGCCUGUAAUCCCAGCUACUCGGGAGGCUGAGGCAGGAGAAUUGGUUGAACCCAGGAGCCAGAGGUUGCAGUGACCUGGAAUGCGCCAUUGCAGUCUAGCCUGGGCACCAAGAGUGAAACU